This is a messenger RNA of Archocentrus centrarchus (flier cichlid), 1612 nucleotides long. It is a transcript of the gene fahd2a, whose product is annotated as fumarylacetoacetate hydrolase domain containing 2A. The transcript is spliced from 8 exons. NCBI's taxonomy places the organism in Eukaryota, Metazoa, Chordata, Actinopteri, Cichliformes, Cichlidae. Gene Ontology annotation, molecular function: catalytic activity. The record is from RefSeq and is a predicted model, not a curated record. The coding region runs from base 258 to 1229 and encodes 323 amino acids.
GACAACGUAGGGAAUUGUAGUUUCCAUAUUGAUUCGUUAAAAGCCAAAAGCUCCAUUUACAGGAUUAUAUCACAAAUAUAUUAACAAAUAUAUCAGUAUCAACUACUGCUAGCACUGCUAUAAAGACAGUCGUAGCAGCUCGGCGCGGGUUGAGGGAUUUGUCUCGCUUUGGACGGGACUGAGCUAAUGGACUACAAAUGCUACCGGAAGGUAGUUGAAAGUACUGUUUUCUGUACAGAGCUGCAAAAACUGGGGAGAUGAGACUUCCUCUUCGCUCCUUUUGCAUCUUCAGGAGUGUAAUUGCUCGAGGGCAAGCGGCAGACACGCAGAGGCGAGGACUGAGCGGUGCAGCAAUGCGUCUGGUGCAGUUUCAACGCCAUGAUGAUGAUGAUGGAGGCAGAAUCAGGGUGGGCGUGGAGCAAGGUGAGGGGCUCAGUGUGGUGGAUCUGAAGGCGUUUGACCCCUCCAUGCCGUCAACAAUGAGGGAGCUGCUGGAGCUGGAAGGCGAGGGCCUGGAGUGUGCACAGAGAGCCGUGGCAUCUGGUCAGUGUGUGGUGGAUCGAGCAGACAUCCAGCUGCUGUCCCCCGUGACGGGCCCAGAGAAGGUGGUAUGUGUAGGUAUGAACUACCGUGACCACUGCCUGGAGCAGAAUGCACCGAUCCCCAAAGAACCGAUCAUCUUCAGCAAGUUUCCCAGCGCUAUCACGGGGCCGUACGAUGACAUCAUUCUGCCCUCGGAGAGCCAGGAGGUGGACUGGGAGGUGGAGCUGGCCUUUGUGAUAGGACGUAGAGGAAAACACAUCAAGGAAGAAGACGCGCUUUCCUACGUGGCCGGGUUCACUGUGGCCAAUGACGUCAGCGCUCGUGACUGGCAGAUGAACCGUAACGGGAAGCAGUGGCUUCUAGGAAAAACAUUUGACAGCUUCUGUCCUCUCGGCCCUGCCUUAGUAACCACUGAUGCUGUGACAGAUCCUCAUAACCUGAGUAUCCAGUGCCUGGUUAAUGGAGAGCCGGUCCAGAGCAGCAACACGGAUCAGAUCAUCUUCAAGACAGCAGCUCUUGUUGCGUGGGUCUCAAAGUUUGUGACAUUGACUCCAGGAGAUGUGUUUCUGACAGGCACUCCUCCAGGCGUGGGCGCAUUCAGAAAGCCACCUGUCUUUCUCAAGAAAGGGGACGUCGUGGAGUGCCGGAUACAACAAUUAGGUUCUAUAAUCAAUAAAGUGGUGUAAACCCUGAGAGGAGAAUCCCCGAAUGAACGUCAGCCGCUGAACUGCGCUGACGCUCGCCUGCUUCUCACAAUUAAUUACCAUUCAAGUGUUUCACUUUUUUUCCCCCAACAGGAAAUAUGUAAAACUGUGAGACUCUUUUAAUCAUGAUACUUUAGUAAUUACGAGGAGAGAAAAUGUGUUUUUUAAAAAAAAAACACAAAACACUGUAAUUAUGUGACUCAACCUCAGAGUCAUCACGGGCUGUAAAAAUACCCUCCGUCAGCAGCCGCCCACUCACGCUGUGCAGAAGAAACUGUGAACCUCCUAAUUUUUUUUUUUUUUGGCUAUGUAAAUAUUAAAUUUCUAAUUAUGAUUUAUAUUCAGGAUGAAUGAUUGUGCACACA